CGGCUCGGGAGGCAGCGGUAGCUGCAGCGGCAGGCGCCGCCGGGACGGGCGCGGGCUCCGGCGGGCUCCGGCUUCCUCCGUGUGUUCUCCUACCUGCCUGCUCGCCGCCUGUGAGGUCGGGCUCACCCCAGCGUUGUCGGGAAGGAAGAGGGGGACUGCGAACGCCGACAAGUUCCCGCAGGAGCCUCAGAACCCGGCGGAGACAGAUCCCGCGGCUCCAACGGGACAGGAGUGCGCUCCACGGCGGGGCACACGGCCAGAGCGUUCGCGGCGGGGAGCACCCGGGCCUCCCGCUCUCGGCGGGGCGGGACUCCAUGAGACGGGCCCGCGAGGGGCGCGAGAUCCAGAACCCGGGCGGCGCGCGGCGGAGGCGGAGGGCGGCGCUGCAGCUCCGGAGCCUGGGAGCUACCGGCAGGAGGCGGCGGCGAGAACUUGAACUUGGAGUCGGGAACGGGCGCCCCGGACGCCCCCCGCCGGGGCCGGGGCGCCGAGGGGCCUGGGCGACUGCGCUGCCCCCCGAAUGGCCGCGGCGGCGGACCAAGUUCCCGCGCCGCGGCCCUAGGUGGCCUCUCGCCAUGGCCAAGUGGCUGAAUAAGUACUUCAGCUUGGGAAACAGCAAGACCAAGAGCCCUCCACAGCCGCCGCGACCCGACUACAGAGAGCAGCGGCGCCGGGGCGAACGGCCUACGCAGCCCCCCCAGGCAGUGCCGCAGGCCCCCGCGGCCGCCUCGGCGUCCUGCGGCCCGACUACUGCCUCCUGCUUCGCAGCCUCGUCGGGCUCCCUGCCCGACGACAGCGGCAGCACGAGCGACCUCAUCCGCGCCUACCGCGCGCAGAAGGAGCGUGACUUUGAGGACCCCUACAACGGGCCCGGCUCGUCCCUGCGCAAACUGCGCGCCAUGUGCCGCCUGGACUACUGCGGCGGAGGUGGGGAUCCGGGCGGGAGCCAGCGCGCCUACUCGGCCUCGUCCGCGUCGGGAGCCGCUGGCUGCUGUUGUGCUUCCUCGGGCGCGGGCGCCGCCGCGUCCUCCUCCUCCGGCUCCCCGCACCUCUACCGCAGCAGCGAGCGACGGCCAGCCACGCCGGCGGAGGUGCGCUACAUAUCCCCCAAGCACCGUCUAAUUAAGGUGGAGAGCGCCGCGGGCGGGGGCGCCGGGGACCCUACGGGGGGCGCCUGCUCUGGCGGCCGCACCUGGAGCCCGACGACCUGCGGAAGCAAGAAACUGCUCAACAAGUGUGCACUUUCCACUGCGGAGGAGAGUGGGGCUGGCAAGAAGGAAAAGGUGACGAUCGCUGAUGACUACUCAGAUCCCUUUGAUGCCAAGAAUGAUCUCAAGAAUAAAGCAGGAAAGGGAGAGAGUGCUGGCUACAUGGAGCCCUACGAAGCCCAGAGGAUCAUGACAGAAUUUCAGAGGCAAGAAAGUGUUCGGUCCCAGCACAGAGGCAUCCAGCUCUACGACACCCCUUACGAACCAGAAGGCCAAAGCAUCGACUCCGACUCAGAGAGCACCGUCAGCCCCCGGCUGCGGGAGAGCAAACUCCCCCAGGACGACGACAGGCCCGCCGACGAAUACGACCAGCCGUGGGAAUGGAACCGAGUCACCAUCCCCGCACUGGCAGCCCAGUUUAAUGGCACCGAGAAGCGGCAAGCGUCCCCCUCACCUUCCCGGGACCGGCGGCGCCAGCUUCGUGCUCCCGGUGGAGGCUUCAAGCCCAUCAAACACGGGAGCCCCGAGUUCUGUGGGAUCUUGGGAGAAAGAGUGGACCCUGCUGUCCCCCUGGAGAAGCAGAUAUGGUAUCACGGAGCCAUCAGCAGGGGCGACGCCGAGAGCCUGCUCAGACUCUGCAAGGAGUGUAGCUACCUGGUGCGGAACAGCCAGACCAGCAAGCACGACUACUCCCUCUCCCUGAAGAGCAACCAGGGAUUUAUGCACAUGAAACUGGCCAAAACCAAAGAGAAGUACGUCCUGGGUCAGAACAGCCCCCCAUUCGACAGUGUCCCUGAAGUCAUCCACUACUAUACCACCCGGAAGUUGCCCAUCAAAGGGGCUGAGCACCUGUCCCUGCUGUACCCCGUGGCUGUGCGGACCCUGUGAGCAGACCAGCCCUACCUGCUCUGUGACAGAGCUUGAGACUUGGAGGAACCAGAGGCCCCUGGGGCCCUCCUGGCCCUGCCAGCGUGUUCAGUGUGUGUCAUGUGUAUGGUACUAGCACAUCACUGCAUGUCUCUAGAAUGCUGUUGCCACUCGUGGGGGCUGGCGAAAGCCUGGAUCAAGACAGAGGG
Chrysochloris asiatica (Cape golden mole) is the source of this 2284-nucleotide messenger RNA. It is a transcript of the gene SHB, whose product is annotated as Src homology 2 domain containing adaptor protein B. Lineage: Eukaryota; Metazoa; Chordata; Mammalia; Afrosoricida; Chrysochloridae. Gene Ontology annotation, molecular function: phosphotyrosine residue binding. The record is from RefSeq and is a predicted model, not a curated record.